Messenger RNA from Sphaeramia orbicularis (orbiculate cardinalfish), 3769 nucleotides. RefSeq names its product cracd like a (gene cracdla). Lineage: Eukaryota; Metazoa; Chordata; Actinopteri; Kurtiformes; Apogonidae. Bases 331 to 3384 code for a protein of 1017 amino acids. The record is from RefSeq and is a predicted model, not a curated record. The transcript is spliced from 10 exons.
UCUCUCUCUCCCUUUCUCUCUCUUUUUAUUCUGUCCUCUUUUCUCUUUGUGCAUUUGCUUACCCUGUCAUGGAGUGACCUCUCUCUCUUUCUCUUUCUCUCUUUCUCUCUCUCUCUCUUUUCAGUGCCUGUGCUUCUUUCUUUCUCCUUUCACGUCCCUUGCCUCCUUCCCUUUGCAUCCCUCUCCGUCUGCAGAUGUGAACGAUGCAAGCCUGAGGUUGAAACAUUAGGACAGGGACACUGAGGACGACACAACCUGGUGGAAAUCGGAGGACAAACAGCAUAGGGAGAAGCUGAAUUGCUGCCACCGACACUUGCGGGUCCUGGACACAUGGAGUCUUUCUCAGGGGAAACUGAAGAAAGCAACGAGGACAUUCCAGGGCGUAAAAAAUCUAAGCUGAAGUCUUUGAGAACCCGUCUCUUUGGAAGGAAUAAGAAAACAGGUGAAGAAGGCAACAGUAAACUCAGCCAGUCCGCCAGUGACAUCACAGCUGGAAAGACGCUUGGAUCAGAUGAAGAUCUGGUAUGCUCCCAAGGGAUGAUGGGGUCGCGAGCGUUGUCUCAUGACAGCAUCUUCCUGGCUGAUCAGGCCCUGACAGACGCUGAACCAGUCAGGGUUUUAUCCCAGGAGAACGUCCACAGCAAAAUCAAAGCUCUGCAGGAGAAGCUUCAGCAGCAAAAGCUGCAUCUGGGGCUGCCACCUCCAGUUCUGUCGAUGAGACGACCAGAAGACCCGGGCAGCCGCUCAGAGGAUGACAGUCUUCCCCACAGCCCGUCUGAGAUCUCAGCAGGCCAUGUUGCAACGCAGGGAGUACUCAGCAAGGCCAUAUCCCAGCUCGGCUCUCAUCCACUUCCACCCAUUCCUAAACCUGCACCUACCAAAUCUGUGUCUCCGACCUUCCCUGUUUUGUCCAACUCUUCCCCGCCUGUUGUUGAGCCGCCGCUGGACUUCAGCUCUCCGGCCCAGUUCACUCCCUGCCUUGACACCUCUGCUGCCCGCCACCGAAUGUCUGUGAAACCCAGAAACCAGAGGGCCAGCACCAAAAAGAGACUCCCUGGAUCUGAUUCUGGAUCUUUAUUGCACAACCUAAACAACACUGAGUGUCUGACAGAAGAGGAGCCGCAGCUUGAAACACAAGCAGAGGAGACAGUGGAAACGGACAGAGGAGGGUCUGAUAUUCCAUUUACAUCCAGAGGUCCUUUCAAAAUCCCAGAACCUGCACCGGCACCGUCAGAGACAGCUCCCAAGACAUCCAGUUUAGGUUUUUCACAACAGGACAGUGCUCCUCCUGUGAAAGCGCUGCCUUCAUCCUCUCAGGUCCUUAGAAACAAACCUCACAGAUCUGUGGACAUAAUACGGCCUCAUUCAUCAUAUGUCCAAUCAGACCUGAUGGAAAAACCAGAAUCCACCGGAGACUUUAACAUACAAAUCAUGCCUCCUGACAAAAGGGAUACUCAAAACAAGGGUGGAGCGACUGAUUUCAAAUCUAAGAAAGACCAGUUCUCCUCUAGCUCUGGUUCAGCGGUCACAUUCAGGUCUUCAGGUGUUCAAGGUGAGACAGAGAACACAAGAGGAAUAAAGAGACCUGCUCCUGGAUCUGGAUCUUUUCAUUUCUCUGUCACCACUGCCAAAAACCGAGAUGCAGAGAGACCCCGAUCGGGCAGCUUUGUUGGUGUGCUGGAAAACACCGGAGCCCAACUAAAAACAGGAGAGGGAAAAGAGGACACGUCCCCUUCAAUCAUGAGGGAAAAGGAGGACGUUAAGGACUUAAGACCCAGAGGAGGCCCUGCUGAUGUGGGAAGACUUAGACAGGAGGGAGCUUUGCACAAAAGCCCAGUCCUUCCAUGGGACAGGGAUAGCCUCAAAAAGGUGGAAUCAGUAACACAGUCUAAAAAUAUAACCACAGAUGCAGGAGCCAUAGACCGUGAGGAGCCGGAGGGUAGUCAGGAGGCGAUGGAAGAGGCGGUGGAAGCAAAAGAGGUCCAUGAGGAGGAGGGAAAGACAGCGUUUGGUGUUAAACUACGCUCAACCUCCCAGUCUGUGAGAUUAAGGUCUGAGGUUUCUUCUUACCAACAAUCAAAGUCAACACUGAGGGAGGAGCAAAGUGAGAAACAAAGACAGGAAAUAAGUAAUAAUGCCAGCUUCAUUGUGAAAAAACAGCCUGUUAACGUCUCUUGUGCAGCAUCCACCUCUGGAGAUGCCAGACCAACAGAUGGAUCUACAGCUCCAUCUACUGUCAACUUUCCACUCAAGUAUAACCUGCAACCUACUGGUGUCUCUCACGUUCCUCCUACUGAAGUCAAAACAGAAGUAGAAGCUGCUCCUCAAGCGUCUCAGGAGCCCCAGCCUGCACCCCAAACAGCCUCCCCCGAGGUGUCCUGGAUGAGUCUAGCAAUGGAAAAGACAAGAAGCCUUCAAAGCCUUUUCACUAGCAGAUUCCCCAGAGAUUUUACAGGCGUGCAGACAGCGGCUCGACCACAAACACAAGCUCAGACAACAAAUCAAACAGAGACACAGACUGCAAAAAGUACAACACCGCUGUAUGCUGCAGGUCAGCCUUCAACUGAUGCAGUCAAAGCAGAAACACCAAAAAGUAAAACUCAAGAACAAACUGUCAAACCAUCACCGAUGCCAAAGGUAUCUCCUGUUGAGUCAAACAUCUUUAAAGAAGCACCAAAACAAACUGAGCCUCAGUUACAGCCAAAUGUGACAGAAUCUGCACCACAGACCAACACAUGGAGCAGUCCGGCUCCUCUGCGCUCUACUCAUCAAACAGAGACCACAUCUCAGUUUGCACAGUCUGGCCUUUCUUCAGGUCAACAUCCCGCAUCCCAGCAUCCUCCCUGGAGUAAUCGAAGUCUCCACACUACCAACCAGCUCAAACCCACACCUUCAGGUUUGACCGCCCCACCGGCUCCUUCUUCAGUUCCUGCUUCUGUGGGUGAGGAGAGUGCAGCUGAUGCACAGGAAAAAGACGGCCAACCACCACCUUCAGGGAGACGGGCGGUUUGGGGCGGGUCAGUGAGCCAGAAGGCCGCCUUUUUGGAGAAACGGACCGCUUCACCUGGAGCCAAGGGGGUGGAAGUGAAGAAAACCCAAACAGAAGUACAGUCGGCUGGUGAGAUGUCGGCCCAAACUACACCUCCUCUGACUAAAGACACAAAACCAGAGGGCAUUCAAGGGGUAAAACAUGCAGAGUUAAGCCCAGCUAAAGUUCCAGAGAGACCUCGAGAGGAGAGAUGGCUUCGAAAAAACAUGGCUCCAUCCUCAUCGCCUUCAUCCUCACCCACACUGCCAUCUGCGUUGUCUGACAGCGGCCAGCCGUCCUGGAUGGAACUAGCCAAGAGGAAGUCAAUGGCCUGGAGUGAUAAGACCAUGGACUAAAAGGGAAAACAGACAAAUCUACAGGCUGUUGACACAGCAAAAUGAACAGAUGUACACUAACUUCAUUAAAGUUAUAAUAUCGACUUUCUGAGACAUGUUGAUUCAGCUUUACGGUGAUUUAUGAGGCUGUUGUGUUUGUGCAUUGAACUGUAUUGUACUGUAAAGAGUUUAUGUUAUUUUGAGAGAAAAAAAUGAGUCUAUAUUGAAAGGGCCAACACUGUAAUCUUCCUCUGCCAUAACUACAUGAAGUAAAGGGUAUUUCUACUUUUCUGCUGUUAAUAGUUUCUUAAUUAACCAAAUUUCUAAUGGUAUUUUUUUGUCUGUAAUGUAAGAUUGUUAAGCCCCACAAUAUAAUAAAGUAUAUUAAAGAUAUUAACUGACUUAA